UUUGUUUUUGAGGAAAUGUUUCAUCUGAAAAACAGAAGCCUGACAAACAUACCUGAUGUGUACAGUUACCAUAGAACCAACAGGACCUUGCCAGCUGUUUACACUUCGGAUGUAAAAUGGCAAUUUGACAUAGACCAACAGUGUGAUGUGAGCAACUGCGUAAAAAGGCUACAUAUGGAGCAUGCCCAGUGCGAGUACAUCCUCCCCCCUCCCCCUCCAGAUCGCUAAAGAUAAGGCUUGAACUUUGCACUUGCAAAUAUGGGUGCAUAGGUUUCUUUAAAAAAAAAAAAAAAAAAACUAGGUUGGUUGAUUUGUUUUUUAAGGCUCUCUUACAACGAAUUUCCUUUAGCAAUCCUACAGCAGACAAGAGAAUAUUUGGGGUUGUAAGAGGCAUUAAGUUUAGAACGAGUUGAUGCCCCUCUUUCUACUUGAAGUGCGCUUGAUUUUUAAAGCAAUAUAAAGCAUUCAAGUGCCUGUUUUUUCCCCCGCUGGAGUGGGAAAUAAGAAGAACCUCCUUGGAUGGGAGUCCUCCUGGGCAGAGAGUGAAAGCCCCAAAGAACGAAAGGGACGGAGAAGAGGGGCUUGCCGGAGCAUGGAUAGGGACGGAGCGGGGGUUCUCCAGGGCUCAGCGCGCACUGACGAUCUGUGCCGGGGGCUGCAGCUGCGGAUGAUAAAGGCGCCGUCUAGCUAAUGAAGGCCACCUGGAUCAGGCUUCUGAAAAGAGCCAAGGGAGGAAGGCUGAAGAAUUCUGAUAUCUGUGGUUCGGCAGACUCCUACACCAGCCGUCCAUCCGAUUCAGAUGUAUCUCUGGAGGAAGACCGGGAGGCAGUGCGUAGAGAAGCUGAGCGGCAGGCCCAGGCACAGCUGGAGAAAGCAAAGACAAAGCCUGUUGCAUUUGCAGUUCGGACAAAUGUUAGCUACAGCGCGGCCCAUGAAGAUGAUGUCCCCGUGCCAGGCAUGGCCAUCUCAUUCGAAGCAAAAGAUUUUCUGCAUGUUAAGGAAAAAUUUAACAAUGACUGGUGGAUAGGGCGAUUGGUUAAAGAAGGCUGUGAAAUCGGAUUCAUCCCAAGCCCAGUCAAACUAGAAAACAUGAGGCUGCAGCAUGAGCAGAGAGCCAAGCAAGGGAAAUUCUACUCCAGUAAAUCAGGAGGAAAUUCAUCAUCCAGUUUGGGUGACAUAGUACCUAGUUCCAGAAAAUCUACACCUCCCUCAUCGGCUAUAGACAUAGAUGCUACUGGCUUAGAUGCAGAAGAAAAUGAUAUUCCAGCAAACCACCGCUCCCCUAAACCCAGUGCAAACAGUGUAACGUCACCCCACUCCAAAGAGAAAAGAAUGCCCUUCUUUAAGAAGACAGAGCACACGCCUCCAUAUGAUGUGGUACCUUCCAUGCGACCAGUGGUCCUAGUGGGGCCUUCUCUGAAGGGGUACGAGGUCACAGAUAUGAUGCAGAAAGCACUGUUUGAUUUUUUAAAACACAGAUUCGAAGGGCGGAUAUCCAUCACUAGGGUCACCGCAGACAUCUCGCUUGCCAAACGCUCAGUAUUAAACAAUCCCAGUAAGCAUGCAAUAAUAGAAAGAUCCAACACGAGAUCAAGCUUGGCGGAGGUUCAGAGUGAAAUUGAAAGGAUUUUUGAACUUGCAAGAACAUUGCAAUUGGUAGUCCUUGAUGCGGACACUAUUAAUCACCCAGCUCAACUUAGUAAAACCUCUUUGGCCCCUAUUAUAGUAUAUGUAAAGAUUUCUUCUCCCAAGGUUUUACAAAGGUUAAUAAAGUCUCGAGGGAAAUCUCAAGCUAAACACCUCAAUGUCCAGAUGGUAGCAGCUGAUAAACUGGCUCAGUGUCCUCCGGAGCUGUUUGAUGUGAUCUUGGAUGAGAAUCAACUUGAAGAUGCUUGCGAGCACCUAGCUGACUACUUGGAGGCCUACUGGAAGGCCACGCAUCCUCCCAGCAGCAAUCUUCCCAACCCUCUCCUUAGUCGUACUUUAGCUACUUCAACCCUGCCUAUCAGCCCCACUCUAGCCUCUAAUUCACAGGGUUCUCAAGGUGACCAGAGGACUGAUCGCUCUGCUCCUGCCCGUUCUGCUUCCCAACCUGAAGAAGAACCUAGUGUGGAACCAGUCAAGAAAUCCCAGCAUCGCUCUUCCUCCUCAGCCCCACACCACAACCAUCGCAGUGGGACAAGUAGAGGCCUCUCCAGGCAAGAGACGUUUGACUCAGAAACCCAAGAGAGUCGAGACUCUGCCUAUGUGGAGCCAAAGGAAGAGUAUUCCCAUGAACAUAUAGACCACUACACUUCACACCGUGAGCAUAACCACCGAGAUGAGCCCCAUGGGAGCAGUGACCACAGACACAGGGAGUCUCGGCACCGUUCCAGGGACGCAGACCGAGAGCAGGACCACAACGAGUGCAACAAACAACGGAGCCGUCACAAAUCCAAGGAUCGCUACUGUGACAAAGAUGGAGAAGUAAUAUCCAAAAAACGGAAUGAGGCUGGGGAGUGGAACAGGGAUGUUUACAUCCGCCAAUGACUUUUGCCUCUUUUUGUUUUUUUUCCAAGUCUUGUCUAAUAGCACCCUCAAAAUCUUUGAGGGGUCUACAUUGCAAUCAUAUGUGAUCUGUCUUGUAUAUUUUGUAUUGCUGUUGCUUGAAUAGCAAUAGCAUGAAAUAGAGUAUUAAUAUACUUUUUUUUUUUCUUUUGUAAGUGCUAUAUAAAUUUGCCUGGUACAGCUGCAGUCCUCCAGUUGUAUACUGGACUCUUCAAAAAACUGUUUUGGGUAGCUGCCACUUGAACAAACUCUGUUGCCAUCCAGGUGAUGUUAAUGUUUUCAGAAAUGUAGUUGAUGGAUCCAGCAAGCCAGAAUCAGCACAGAUAAAAAGUGGGAUUCCUUGUGUCUCUAGAUUUUUAAUAUGCAGGCACCUGAUUUGCAUAUCCAUUCAUUCAUGGACCACUGUUUCUUGCUUGUACCUCUGGCUGACUAAAUUUGGGGACAGAUUCAGUCUUGCCUUACGCAAAGGGGGUCAUAAAGUUAGAAUCUAUUUUCUAUGUACUAGUACUGUGUACUGUAUAGACAGUUUGUAAAUGUUAUUUCUGCAAACACCUUCUUAUUAUUA
Molecule: messenger RNA, 3112 nt
Organism: Tupaia belangeri chinensis (Chinese tree shrew)
Lineage: Eukaryota; Metazoa; Chordata; Mammalia; Scandentia; Tupaiidae
Gene: CACNB2
Product: calcium voltage-gated channel auxiliary subunit beta 2
Exons: 13
Coding region: 691-2529 (612 amino acids)
Biological process (GO): calcium ion transmembrane transport
Cellular component (GO): voltage-gated calcium channel complex
Molecular function (GO): protein binding; voltage-gated calcium channel activity
Source: RefSeq, a predicted model, not a curated record